CGGCGCCCGGAGCGGGCCGAGUCACCCCCGUCAGCCCCCCAACCCUUCCGGCCACCUGCGUGGGAACAUCUGCAGACUGGCUUGAGGGCUGCUGCCAGGCGACUCCACUUCCUUCCUCGCACGUCCCCGUCCAGGGUGGAGGGCACUGCCCUCAGCCACCCGCAAACGAGGGCGGGCGGCCCAGUGCGUCCGCGAGCGCCCCUUGCUCGCCGCCAUCCCCGCGGAGGGCGAGCCCCACGGGGGAAGGGCGAGGCCGCCGCUGGGCCGCGAAGCCGGUGACGCCCCCGCGGCUCUUGCUGGGAGACCUCGAGACUUCCCAGUUUGCGGUGGGACCCCCCACUUCACAGAACACCCCCAUAAAAUAGGAAGGAGACGACAUGGACGUGGAAGGGAGCAGCAAGUGUGGAAACCAAAAGACCAGAAAGAAGGCUGUGGCGGAAAUCUAGGUGCCAGAUGACUGUGAUUUGGACCAUCAUAAGGGGAGGCAGAAGGAGACAGGGACCACUGACAGGACAUGGUAUCUGAUAUGAGUCAGACUUGGCUUCUCUCUCUCCUGCUUUGGAGGAGGCUGGAUUCUCCUCAUUUUUAGUUUCUCCGUUUUCUGCAGCUGAGGACACAUAGAGAUGUUAAGCUAAACCCUGAGGUCUACCAUCAUCCAGUUGAUUUGUGGCAGAGCUGAGAUUUGAACCCAAGUAAGAGAUUUCAGAGUCUAUGUCCUCAACCCUCACCUUCCACUGCUGCUGGGGAGAAUGAAAUCACAACACAGGCUCUCACCAUCCAAGAAGAACUGGUCUAGGAGUCAUGCAGGAGUCCUUUGGACAGCUCAGAGCUGCAGAGCAAGGCACAGAGCCAAAGAAGAGAUGUUGCUGCUGAGCUGGAAGGCUGCCUGUGAUCAUCCACAGCUUUUACUAGAGCUCCCUCCUCUUCCUCCUCCUGCUGCUCACCCCACUGUCUCCUGGACUCACCCCAAUGCAAACCCAGGAUCUGAGCGCUAGUAGCAAAAUCGCUGUGGUUCGGAGAGGAGGCCUGGACUCAGAAUCCUCCCAGGCCUUGAAGGUUCAUCUCCAGCCUGAGACAACCCAAGAAAGUAGGAGACAUCUUGGAAGGAAGGAAGGAGGAAAAGAAGACCUAAAGAUAUAACCAAAAGUGGAUAUUGCUUCUCUUGGGCUCUUGGAUUCAUUCUGGACAUUUCCUCAGGAUGAAACUUCGGACACUUUGAGUUUUUUUGAAGACUACCAUAGCGAAAGGGCAUUCUCAAGUAGGACAAUUUGGAUGGGAUCAAAAAUGAAUCUCAUCGAACACUCCCACUUACCUGUCACCGAAGAAUUUUCUCUUUCUGACAACUUAUUUGGUGUCCUAACAGAACAAGCAGCAGGACCUCGGGGACAGAAUCUAGAUGUGGAACCAUACUCCCAAUACAACAAUGUUCAAUUUCCGCAAGUUCAACCACAGAUUUCGUCAUCAUCCUAUUAUUCCAACCUGGGUUUCUACCCCCAGCAUCCUGAGGAGUGGUAUUCUUCUGGGAUAUAUGAACUCAGGCGGAUGCCAGCUGAGACUGUCUACCAGGGAGAGAUUGAGGUAGCAGAGAUCCCUGUAACAAAAAAGGCCCGAAUGGGUGCAUCAGCAGGGAGAAUAAAAGGAGAUGAAUUAUGUGUUGUUUGUGGAGAUAGAGCAUCUGGAUACCAUUAUAAUGCACUGACCUGUGAGGGGUGCAAAGGUUUCUUCAGGAGAAGCAUCACCAAAAAUGCUGUGUACAAGUGUAAAAACGGGGGCAACUGUGUGAUGGAUAUGUACAUGCGGCGAAAGUGCCAAGAGUGUCGCCUAAGAAAAUGCAAAGAGAUGGGAAUGUUGGCUGAAUGUAUGUAUACAGGCUUGUUAACUGAAAUUCAGUGUAAAUCUAAACGACUAAGAAAAAACGUGAAGCAGCAUGCAGAUCAGACCAUUAAUGAAGACAGCGAAGGUCGGGAUUUGCGACAAGUGACCUCGACAACCAAGUCAUGCAGGGAGAAAACUGAACUCACCCCAGAUCAACAGAAUCUUCUGCAUUAUAUUAUGGAUUCAUACAGCAAACAGAGGAUGCCUCAGGAAAUAGCAAAUAAAAUUUUAAAAGAAGAAUUCAGUGCAGAAGAAAAUUUUCUCAUUUUAACUGAAAUGGCGACUAGUCAUGUACAGAUUCUCGUUGAAUUCACAAAAACAUUGCCAGGAUUUCAGACUUUGGACCACGAAGAUCAGAUUGCUUUGCUGAAAGGGUCUGCAGUUGAAGCUAUGUUCCUCCGUUCAGCUGAGAUUUUCAAUAAAAAACUUCCAGCUGGACAUGCUGACCUAUUGGAAGAAAGAAUCCGGAAGAGUGGUAUCUCAGAUGAGUACAUAACGCCCAUGUUUAGUUUUUAUAAAAGUGUUGCCGAACUGAAAAUGACGCAAGAAGAGUAUGCUCUGCUUACAGCAAUCGUCAUCCUCUCUCCAGACAGACAAUACAUCAAGGACAGGGAGGCGGUAGAGAAGCUUCAGGAACCCCUGCUCGAUGUGCUACAAAAGUUGUGCAAGAUUUAUCAGCCUGAAAAUCCUCAACAUUUUGCCUGUCUCCUGGGUCGCCUGACUGAGUUGCGGACAUUCAAUCAUCACCAUGCAGAGAUGCUGAUGUCAUGGAGAGUGAAUGACCACAAGUUCACCCCGCUUCUCUGUGAAAUCUGGGAUGUGCAGUGAGGAGUCUGGCAGGGCAAGAGCAUCCAGUGCUUCAUUUUCCUCACAAUAUGUCUGAUGUAUGACUUUUUUUGUUUCAUUUGUACCUGGUUUCACGCAAGAACUUUGGCGGAUAUUUAUGCAGUGAUUAUGCGACUUCCAAAGUUGUAAAUACUGAGCUAGAUAACAUUGCUUUCUCCGCAUGGCAUUUGACAAGGCUUCAGGGACUCUUUGGUCCAAACGGGCCGUCCUGCUCGCCUCGCUCCAUUGAUCAUUCUGCACUUCCAUCGGUUGAGAUAGGGAAAACUUCAUUUUGCUCUUAUCUUACAUCAUCACGUAUAUUUUAUCAAAGAGUUGUGUUCAAUUUUGGCAAUAAACUGAACAUAAUGGCA
Messenger RNA from Canis lupus familiaris (dog), 3071 nucleotides. It is a transcript of the gene NR1H4, whose product is annotated as nuclear receptor subfamily 1 group H member 4. Lineage: Eukaryota; Metazoa; Chordata; Mammalia; Carnivora; Canidae. The transcript has 15 exons. Gene Ontology annotation, molecular function: zinc ion binding; bile acid binding; RNA polymerase II cis-regulatory region sequence-specific DNA binding. Bases 1273 to 2703 code for a protein of 476 amino acids. Gene Ontology annotation, biological process: negative regulation of transcription by RNA polymerase II; positive regulation of transcription by RNA polymerase II; bile acid signaling pathway. The record is from RefSeq and is a predicted model, not a curated record.